GGCCCGGGCCAGGCGUCGGAGCAGACGGGAGUUUCUCCUCGGGGUCGGAGCAGGAGGCACGCGGAGUGUGAGGCCACGCAUGAGCGGACGCUAACCCCCUCCCCAGCCGCAAAGAGUCUACAUGUCUAGGGUCUAGACAUGUUCAGCUUUGUGGACCUCCGGCUCCUGCUCCUCUUAGCGGCCACCGCCCUCCUGACGCACGGCCAAGAGGAAGGCCAAGUCGAGGGCCAAGACGAAGACAUCCCACCAAUCACCUGCGUACAGAACGGCCUCAGGUACCAUGACCGAGACGUGUGGAAACCCGAGCCCUGCCGGAUCUGCGUCUGCGACAACGGCAAGGUGUUGUGCGAUGACGUGAUCUGUGACGAGACCAAGAACUGCCCCGGCGCCGAAGUCCCCGAGGGCGAGUGCUGUCCCGUCUGCCCCGACGGCUCAGAAUCACCCACCGACCAAGAAACCACCGGCGUCGAGGGACCCAAGGGAGACACUGGCCCCCGAGGCCCAAGGGGACCCGCAGGCCCCCCUGGCCGAGAUGGCAUCCCUGGACAGCCUGGACUUCCCGGACCCCCCGGACCCCCCGGACCUCCCGGACCCCCUGGCCUCGGAGGAAACUUCGCUCCCCAGUUGUCUUAUGGCUAUGAUGAGAAAUCAACCGGAGGAAUUUCCGUGCCUGGUCCCAUGGGUCCCUCUGGUCCCCGUGGUCUCCCUGGCCCCCCUGGUGCACCUGGUCCUCAAGGCUUCCAAGGUCCCCCUGGUGAGCCUGGCGAGCCUGGAGCUUCAGGUCCCAUGGGUCCCCGAGGUCCCCCUGGCCCCCCUGGAAAGAACGGAGAUGAUGGGGAAGCUGGAAAACCUGGUCGUCCUGGUGAGCGUGGGCCUCCUGGGCCUCAGGGUGCUCGAGGAUUGCCCGGAACAGCUGGCCUCCCUGGAAUGAAGGGACACAGAGGUUUCAGUGGUUUGGAUGGUGCCAAGGGAGAUGCUGGUCCUGCUGGUCCCAAGGGUGAGCCUGGCAGCCCUGGUGAAAAUGGAGCUCCUGGUCAGAUGGGCCCCCGUGGUCUGCCUGGUGAGAGAGGUCGCCCUGGAGCCCCUGGCCCUGCUGGUGCUCGCGGAAAUGAUGGUGCUACUGGUGCUGCCGGACCCCCUGGUCCUACCGGCCCCGCUGGUCCUCCUGGCUUCCCUGGUGCUGUUGGUGCUAAGGGCGAAGCUGGUCCCCAAGGUCCCCGAGGCUCUGAAGGUCCCCAGGGUGUGCGUGGUGAGCCUGGCCCCCCUGGCCCUGCUGGUGCUGCUGGCCCUGCUGGAAACCCUGGUGCUGAUGGACAGCCUGGCGCUAAAGGUGCCAAUGGUGCUCCUGGUAUUGCUGGUGCUCCUGGCUUCCCUGGUGCCCGAGGCCCCUCUGGACCCCAGGGCCCCGGCGGCCCUCCCGGUCCCAAGGGUAACAGCGGUGAACCUGGUGCUCCUGGCAGCAAAGGAGACACUGGUGCUAAGGGAGAACCCGGCCCCGUUGGUGUUCAAGGACCUCCUGGCCCUGCUGGAGAGGAAGGAAAGCGAGGAGCUCGAGGUGAACCCGGACCCACUGGCCUGCCCGGACCCCCUGGCGAGCGUGGUGGACCUGGUAGCCGUGGUUUCCCUGGUGCAGAUGGUGUUGCUGGUCCCAAGGGUCCCGCUGGUGAACGUGGUUCUCCUGGCCCUGCUGGCCCCAAAGGAUCUCCUGGUGAAGCUGGUCGUCCCGGUGAAGCUGGUCUGCCUGGUGCCAAGGGUCUGACUGGAAGCCCUGGCAGCCCUGGUCCUGAUGGCAAAACUGGCCCCCCUGGUCCCGCCGGUCAAGAUGGUCGCCCCGGACCCCCAGGCCCCCCUGGUGCCCGUGGUCAGGCUGGUGUGAUGGGAUUCCCUGGACCUAAAGGUGCUGCUGGAGAGCCUGGCAAGGCUGGAGAGCGAGGUGUUCCCGGACCCCCUGGCGCUGUCGGUCCUGCUGGCAAAGAUGGAGAGGCUGGAGCUCAGGGACCCCCUGGCCCUGCUGGUCCCGCUGGUGAGAGAGGUGAACAAGGCCCUGCUGGCUCCCCCGGCUUCCAGGGUCUCCCUGGCCCCGCUGGUCCUCCCGGUGAAGCAGGCAAACCUGGUGAACAGGGUGUUCCUGGAGACCUUGGUGCCCCCGGCCCCUCUGGAGCAAGAGGCGAGAGAGGAUUCCCUGGCGAGCGUGGUGUGCAAGGUCCCCCUGGUCCUGCUGGUCCCCGAGGGGCCAAUGGUGCUCCCGGCAAUGAUGGUGCUAAGGGUGAUGCUGGUGCCCCUGGAGCUCCCGGUAGCCAGGGCGCCCCUGGCCUUCAGGGAAUGCCUGGUGAACGUGGUGCAGCUGGUCUUCCAGGGCCUAAGGGUGACAGAGGUGAUGCUGGUCCCAAAGGUGCUGAUGGCUCUCCUGGCAAAGAUGGCGUCCGUGGUCUGACUGGCCCCAUUGGUCCUCCUGGUCCUGCUGGUGCCCCUGGUGACAAGGGUGAAACUGGUCCCAGCGGCCCUGCUGGUCCCACUGGAGCUCGUGGUGCCCCCGGAGACCGUGGUGAGCCUGGUCCCCCCGGCCCUGCUGGCUUCGCUGGCCCCCCUGGUGCUGAUGGCCAACCCGGUGCUAAAGGCGAACCUGGUGAUGCUGGUGCUAAAGGCGAUGCUGGUCCCCCUGGCCCUGCCGGACCCGCUGGACCCCCUGGCCCCAUUGGUAAUGUUGGUGCUCCUGGACCCAAAGGUGCUCGUGGCAGCGCUGGUCCCCCUGGUGCUACUGGUUUCCCUGGUGCUGCUGGCCGAGUCGGUCCUCCUGGCCCCUCUGGAAAUGCUGGACCCCCUGGCCCUCCUGGUCCUGCUGGCAAAGAAGGUGGCAAAGGUCCCCGUGGUGAGACUGGCCCUGCUGGACGUCCUGGUGAAGUUGGUCCCCCUGGUCCCCCUGGCCCCGCUGGCGAGAAAGGAUCCCCUGGUGCUGAUGGGCCUGCUGGUGCUCCUGGUACUCCCGGGCCUCAAGGUAUUGCUGGACAGCGUGGCGUGGUCGGCCUGCCUGGUCAGAGAGGAGAAAGAGGCUUCCCUGGUCUUCCUGGCCCCUCUGGUGAACCUGGCAAACAAGGUCCCUCUGGAGCAAGUGGUGAACGUGGUCCCCCUGGUCCCAUGGGCCCCCCUGGAUUGGCCGGACCCCCUGGUGAAUCUGGACGUGAGGGAGCUCCUGGUGCCGAAGGUUCCCCUGGACGAGAUGGUUCUCCUGGCCCCAAGGGUGACCGUGGUGAGACUGGCCCCGCUGGACCUCCUGGUGCUCCUGGUGCUCCUGGUGCCCCUGGCCCCGUUGGCCCUGCUGGCAAGAGUGGUGAUCGUGGUGAGACUGGUCCUGCUGGUCCCGCUGGUCCUGUCGGCCCUGUUGGCGCCCGUGGCCCCGCUGGACCCCAAGGCCCCCGUGGUGACAAGGGUGAGACAGGCGAACAAGGCGACAGAGGCAUAAAGGGUCACCGUGGCUUCUCUGGCCUCCAGGGUCCCCCUGGCCCUCCUGGCUCUCCUGGCGAACAAGGUCCCUCUGGAGCCUCUGGUCCUGCUGGUCCCCGAGGUCCCCCUGGCUCGGCUGGUACUCCUGGCAAAGAUGGACUCAACGGCCUCCCUGGCCCCAUUGGGCCCCCUGGUCCUCGCGGUCGCACUGGUGAUGCUGGUCCUGUUGGUCCCCCCGGCCCUCCUGGCCCUCCCGGUCCCCCUGGUCCUCCCAGCGGUGGUUUCGACUUCAGCUUCCUGCCCCAGCCACCUCAAGAGAAGGCUCACGAUGGCGGCCGCUACUACCGGGCCGAUGAUGCCAAUGUGGUUCGUGACCGUGACCUCGAGGUGGACACCACCCUCAAGAGCCUGAGCCAGCAGAUCGAGAACAUCCGGAGCCCCGAGGGCAGCCGCAAGAACCCCGCCCGCACCUGCCGCGACCUCAAGAUGUGCCACUCUGACUGGAAGAGCGGAGAGUACUGGAUUGACCCCAACCAAGGCUGCAACCUGGAUGCCAUCAAAGUCUUCUGCAACAUGGAGACUGGUGAGACCUGCGUGUACCCCACUCAGCCCAGUGUGGCCCAGAAGAACUGGUACAUCAGCAAGAACCCCAAGGACAAGAGGCACGUCUGGUUCGGCGAGAGCAUGACCGACGGAUUCCAGUUCGAGUAUGGCGGCGAGGGCUCCGACCCUGCCGACGUGGCCAUCCAGCUGACCUUCCUGCGCCUGAUGUCCACCGAGGCCUCCCAGAACAUCACCUACCACUGCAAGAACAGCGUGGCCUACAUGGACCAGCAGACUGGCAACCUCAAGAAGGCCCUGCUCCUCCAGGGCUCCAACGAGAUCGAGAUCCGCGCCGAGGGCAACAGUCGCUUCACCUACAGCGUCACUGUCGAUGGCUGCACGAGUCACACCGGAGCCUGGGGCAAGACAGUGAUCGAAUACAAAACCACCAAGACCUCCCGCCUGCCCAUCAUCGAUGUGGCCCCCUUGGACGUUGGUGCCCCAGACCAGGAAUUCGGCUUCGACGUUGGCCCUGUCUGCUUCCUGUAAACUCCCUCCAUCCCAACCUGGCUCCCUCCCACCCAACCAACUUUCCCCCCAACCCGGAAACAGACAAGCAACCCAAACUGAACCCCUCAAAAGCCAAAAAAUGGGAGACAAUUUCACAUGGACUUUGGAAAAUAUUUUUUUUCCUUUGCAUUCAUCUCUCAAACUUAGUUUUUAUCUUUGACCAACCGAACAUGACCAAAAACCAAAAGUGCAUUCAACCUUACCAAAAAAAAAAAAAAAAGAAUAAAUAAAUAACUUUUUAAAAAAGGAAGCUUGGUCCACUUGCUUGAAGACCCAUGCGGGGGUAAGUCCCUUUCUGCCCGUUGGGCUUAUGAAACCCCAACGCUGCCCUUUCUGCUCCUUUCUCCACCCCCUCUUGGGGCCUCCCCUCCACUCCUUCCCAAAUCUGUCUCCCCAGAAGACACAGGAAACAAUGCAUUGUCUGCCCAGCAACCAAAGGCAAUGCUGAAACACCCAAGUGGUCCCCACCCUCAGCCCGCUCCUGCCCGCCCAGCACCCCCAGACCCUGGGGAGACCUGGGGUUCUCAGACUGCCAAAGAAGCCUUGCCAUCUGGCACUCCCAUGGCUCUUGCAACAUCUCCCCUUCGUUUUUGAGGGGGUCAUGCCGGGGGAGCCACCAGCCCCUCACUGGGUUCGGAGGAGAGUCAGGAAGGGCCACGACAAAGCAGAAACAUCGGAUUUGGGGAACGCGUCAAUCCCUCGUGCCGCAGGGCUGGGCGGGAGAGACUGUUCUGUUCCUUGUGUAACUGUGUUGCUGAAAGACUACCUCGUUCUUGUCUUGAUGUGUCACCGGGGCAACUGCCUGGGGGCGGGGAUGGGGGCAGGGUGGAAGCGGCUCCCCAUUUUAUACCAAAGGUGCUACAUCUAUGUGAUGGGGUGGGGAGGGAAUCACUGGUGCUAUAGAAAUUGAGAUGCCCCCCCAGGCCAGCAAAUGUUCCUUUUUGUUCAAAGUCUAUUUUUAUUCCUUGAUAUUUUUCUUUUUUUUUUUUUUUGUGGAUGGGGACUUGUGAAUUUUUCUAAAGGUGCUAUUUAACAUGGGAGGAGAGCGUGUGCGGCUCCAGCCCAGCCCGUUGCUCACUUUCCACCCUCUCUCUACCCGCUUCUGGCUUCUCAGGCCUCUGCUCUCUGACCGCUCUCCUCUGAAACCCUCCUCCACAGCUGCAGCCCAUCCUCCCGGCUCUCUCCUAGUCUGUCCUGCGUCCUCUCUCCCCGGGUUUCAGAGACAACUUCCCAAAGCACAAAGCAGUUUUUCCCCCUAGGGGUGGGAGGAAGCAAAAGACUCUGUACCUAUUUUGUAUGUGUAUAAUAAUUUGAGAUGUUUUUAAUUAUUUUGAUUGCUGGAAUAAAGCAUGUGGAAAUGACCCAAACAUAA
Messenger RNA from Mandrillus leucophaeus (drill), 5926 nucleotides. It is a transcript of the gene COL1A1, whose product is annotated as collagen, type I, alpha 1. Gene Ontology annotation, molecular function: extracellular matrix structural constituent; protein binding. The record is from RefSeq and is a predicted model, not a curated record. NCBI's taxonomy places the organism in Eukaryota, Metazoa, Chordata, Mammalia, Primates, Cercopithecidae. The transcript is spliced from 51 exons. The coding region runs from base 139 to 4533 and encodes 1464 amino acids.